Messenger RNA from Hyla sarda, 948 nucleotides. RefSeq names its product olfactory receptor 1044-like. Gene Ontology annotation, molecular function: olfactory receptor activity; G protein-coupled receptor activity. Bases 1 to 948 code for a protein of 315 amino acids. Gene Ontology annotation, biological process: G protein-coupled receptor signaling pathway. NCBI's taxonomy places the organism in Eukaryota, Metazoa, Chordata, Amphibia, Anura, Hylidae. The record is from RefSeq and is a predicted model, not a curated record. The transcript has a single exon. Gene Ontology annotation, cellular component: membrane.
AUGGCGGCCAGCAGUCCAACCAACAACACCAUCAUAUUUGUUCUUGUGGGUCUACCUAACACUCCCCAGCUUCGCUGCGUGUCCUUUGUGGCCUUCUUGAGUAUUUACCUGAUGACGCUGAUUGGUAAUUUGACCAUCCUCACAGCCAUUGUCUCAGAUGCCCGUCUUCAUACACCCAUGUACUUUUUCUUGGCCAACCUUUCUUCACUAGAGAUGUGCUACACAACCGUCACUCUACCCAAUAUCCUCAACAACAUAGUAAGACGAAGUAACCUGAUUUCCUUCCAGGCCUGUAUCUGUCAGGUUUAUCUUUUCACAUUUUGUGCCACUGUUGAGUGUGUCCUACUUGCCAUCAUGGCCUACGAUAGGUAUGUCGCCAUCUGUAUACCAUUACGAUACAGGAUUAUCAUGAACCAAGCCAUAUGUCUUAAACUGGCAUCUACCACAUGGAUCACUGGCAUCUUGCAUGCCUUCAUUCAGUCCCUGCCAACAUCUCUUCUUCGUUACUGUGGUCUCAACAAGGUUGACCGACUCUACUGUGAGGUCCAACCCCUACUACAGUUGUCUUGUAGUGACACAACCCUCAACAAGAUGCUGAUCACUGUUUCUGCUUCUUUAUUUGGGAUUGGGUUCAUGACUUUUAUUUUGGUGACCUAUAUCUUCAUAGUUUUAGCCAUUCUCCGAAUUCCGUCGUUAUCUGGAAGAUUAAAGGCCUUUUCCACCUGUAGCUCCCACAUCACGGUGGUCAUCAUGUAUUAUGGAGCCCUCAUCUUCAUGUACUUAAGGCCAACGUCUAGUGAUUCUGGGAGAAUCGAUAGUGUUAUCUCUGCUAUGUACUGCAUGGCCAUCCCUGUCUUGAACCCCAUUAUCUACAGCCUGAGGAACAAAGAUGUGAAACGUUCUAUAAGAAUAUUUUUUGCAUUGAAGAGGUUCACUUUAGGGAAGUGA